UUGGCUACUAUGGUGUGCUUCCUGUGUGGUAUCACCCAACCAGCCACAUCUGGUAGAUUCAUUUACUCCAAGAAACACACAGAAGGUGACCCUUAUUUUGCUUUCCUUGAGAAUUUCAAUCCUCCACCUGGUGCCAUGCCGCUCACUGCGCAGGGACUAACUAGAGUGUGCAGUACUUGUCAUAAGGCCCUUCGUCGGCAGUGGAAAGCUUAUGAAGUAACAAAUUUACCUGAAGAAAAUCGGGUAUAUCAAAUACGGAAUGAGUCAUUCAGAAAAUUACCACCUGUACUUUCGUCGGAAACUACUGCCUUGGGGAAACUAAGUGAACCAUCACAGGAAGAGAUAUGUUACCUUUGCUCCCAGGUGUUUCCAAGAUCUAAUAUUCGAUAUGUGCACACCUUGGCUCCUGAUAAAACCAGCAAGCAUAUAAUGUACUUCCCUUUUAUUAUUAAUUUUAAAUGUUCUCCCAGAGCUAAAGCAAUUGACGAAGAGGGCAGAAUAUUGGCCUGUGAAACGUGUUAUUUUACUCUUCAGCAGCAGUGGCAAAUAUACCAGUCUGAAGGAAUUCCACUUACUGAUAGACGGUACAAUUUACGCCCUGUAGAACAUGGAACACCCCAUAGGCUAACUAUGGAGGAUGAAUCGGAAUCUCAGUUGCAGUUGCCUUCUCCUGUUCUGCCAAGUCGCGAGUCAAGUCUGACAGUUAGUCAUACGGUCAAAGAUGGGUGUUUUGUUUGUGCUACACCAGUCAAAAUGACAGAGAGAUACCAACUUUGUGCUUACCCUGCCAAAGGCGAGUCUCCAGGGGGACCGUUUUUCCCUUUUCUUGCCCACCGUGAUCCCGCAUCAAAUGCGAUACCUAUGGAUAGUGAGGGGGUUGUCAUUUCUUGUACCAUCUGUUACCAUAACUUAGUCUGCCAGUGGGACGAAUAUGAAAAUUCAAACGGCCUACGAGAUUCAAAUCGAUGGUUACGUAGAUACUGCAUUUACAACAUGGUUUGUUACCUCUGUACAAAAUUAGUUAUGCGAGGCAAGGUGAAGACAGUGGAGAUACAGAAAUACCCAUGCAUUGCAGAGAUAGAUAAACCUAAAGGUGCUAUUAAAAUGGGAGGCAUGGUACUGGUGUGUGGGACAUGUGAGAUAUCACUCAUCCGGCAGUGGACUGCAUUUGAACAUAGCCAAGUUCCUUCUGAUAAGCGCAGAUACAGUUUCAACUUCACCAGCAAUAAUAUUAGUGCACAAGAGAAUAAUGUACCAGACAGUAGUGAACAAAAAGAAAAUGAAGAUGAGAUCAAAAGUUCUUUGCGGCAGAUGAUAACUGUGGAUAGUGGAAGUGAUGGAGAUGGUGACAAAGAGUCGGUGAACAGUAGUCUGACGAGUAACAGCAGAUCUGCAGUAUCCCCGUCCAGCACCACAUCCUCCCCUUCCGGGGUAUCCCAUGGUGUUAAACCACCCCCCCUUACUAUGGUAUCAUCCGGUUCUAAUAAGCCAAAUAGGACUACGGCAACUGUAACACCCUUCAGCAAUUCUGCCAGCACUGUUACUGUGACAAGUGGAAAUACGGCCAAUGCAAUGUCUGCUACACGGACUUCUAGCUUUGCAGCCGCACUGCGAAAAUUGGCCAAGCAAGCAAUUGACCCAAUAGGCAAGGAAGAAGCCUCACCUGCAGUAUCCCCAGCCAGUAGCAGCCACAGUGCUUCAUCGACACCAGCAGCCCAUGCAGCUGUCAAUAAACCCGUUCAACCACCGCCUUUAGUUCUACCAACCAGUACUCCCCCUGUGGUGACCAUAGCACCAACCCAAAAUGCCAACUCGCAUGGGUACGGAGAAAGAAGGGAAGAAGAACAUCAAGAGAGGUCUAGUUCGGAGAGGCAUAUUGGAAGACGAUCACCAGAUAUUCACAUAAAGCAGGAAAUGGCACCGAGCUUGCCAGCUUCGUUAUCUAUUACAAACACAGUGGCGUCGAAUUUAGCAAUUCCCUACAGACCUGUCCCUCAUCACGCAAGGAAGGAGGAGAUGUCCCCGCUGUCAGCACCCAGAGGAUUUCAGCCCUACCGGCAUGGAGAGGAGGUGCGGCAGCCUCAUCAUUUGUCUUUUGACUUGAAUCAUCCUGGCGGGUUCCAGUACCCUCCGACAUAUCUUCCUCAUCAACCCCCAUUCCAGUACCCCCCAUUUAGGUUGGAGGAUCACUAUGAUCGUUAUGGCAUUCCUGGACUUCGACCACCAUUCCUACAUUUACACCAUCCUGGACAGAUGCUCCCACAGCAUCACCCAGCGAUGCCAUUCCAGUAUCCGGGAGUAAGAUAUCCACAUGACUUGGGACUGGCACAUACCUCACCCGGUGGCCGACCCCAAAUGGUUCCAUCUCCACUGUUAGCAAUUGAUAGGCAAAGAAUGGAACAAGAACACAGGGAACGAGAAAGAGAGCGCGAGAGAGAAAAAGAAAGAGAGCGAGAAAGAGAGAGGGAGAGGGAAAGAGAACGAGAAAGGGAGAGAGAAAGAGAAAGGGAAAGGGAAAAAGAAAAAGAGAGGGAGCGGGAAAAAGAAAGGGAGCGGGAACGAGAGAAGGAAAGGGAAAGAGAGCGUGAGAAGGAACGGGAAAGGGUAGAACGUGCUGAAAGAGAACGUAAGCGGCAGCUUGAAGAGGCACGUUGCCAAACGCUGAAGGACAGAGAGGUCGACAAGGAAGUUGCCAUAGUGAAUGAUAAGGCAGUACAUCUCAGGAAUGUGUAUUCACCUGAAAGAAAUAGUUAUGAUCAGGGAAGUACGUCAGCUCAGGACCCAUUAUCAGCUGCUCAAAUGUUCCAGAGGCAGCAUCUGAAGAAGCUAGAGCAGGAAGAGAAAUGGCAGCUGAAGCAGAGACAGCUUAGAAUGCAGAAGGAAGAGAGACAACAUGACGUGUCACAUUAUCGCCACCACUUGUUGCAUCAACAACAGCAUUUGGGUCGGCAUCCACAUAUCAAAAAAAAUGACCAUGGGCAUCGAGAAAGAGACAUUAUCCACAGAGAGCGAGAAGCACUACUGCAGCAAGACAGGAGUAUAUCUGAGAGAAAUGACCGAGAUUUCCCAAAGCGAGAGCCUCACCAACCACAUUCAUUAAUACCAUCAAAAGCAAUCAUUGAAGAACCCUGGAAACAUAAACUACCAUUUGGUGAAAAUAGACUCAUGAACCACAUGGAACACCAUCAACAGCCCAGUCAAUAUACUUAUGAUCGGAGACCUCCUAAUGAAUACGAGGCAUCACUUCUGCUUGAACGUGCACACACAAACAAAGAACGAUCACAUGAUCAGGACAGGUCUGGUGGUAGUAUUACUGAUGCACAUAAGGGUCACCAUCAUCCUCAACAAGAACAACAGCAACAGCAGCAGCAGGGAUCAGAACUACAUAAAGUUGUAAAUCAGCUGGAAAGGGCUGAAAAGGAAGUGCAUCUGAACCAGUAUGAUUAUGAUCAUCCGCACGCUGAAUUUAACUACCAUCUCAACGAAUUCUAUAAGUCGCAUCAAUUUCGUGAACUUUACCAACUACAUAAUAAUUUACUGAGAAAAGAGGAACGGGACCAAAAUGUCGUAAGUACGUUGGAUAUGGAAGAAAAAAAGCGACGAGAAGCUCGACUCAAUGGAACUUACUUCUCUAGUGACAGUGAGGAGAGCGAUAGUGAUAACGACGAGGAUACAAGACGUGCCAGGCACCGACGACGGAUGUUAAACUUGACGUCCAGACCCCCUAUACAAUUGGAUACCUCAAAUAAAAAGAUGGAGUUGUUUGGAAUCCUGGGACUAGCAACCCAAACUCAAAAAGAAGAAUGUGACAAGAAUAGAAAAAGAAAAAGACGGCGCCUUUAUAGAGAGCCCAGUUCAUCACCACCGCCCAAAAGGAAAACACCUUCACCAAAGAAAAACUUGCUUAAACCUGCAGCAAUACUUUCAGAGGAAUUUGAAAAACUGCCUGAUUUUGAAGAGAAGAGACAGUUCCUUUUUGAGAUGGGACUUGAGACGGUGAAUCCAGUCAGAAGGAGAGAGCUUGCAAGACAACGACAGUUGUCUGAUGCUGAGAAAGCAAGAAGAUUGGGAUUGACAUCAGAAAAUAGAGGAUCACAAGGUGUGUCUCCGAGCAUAGCCUUACUCAAACAGCACGAGAUAGAAAAAUAUGAUAUUGCACCACCUAAUGACAGAAUGGAGAAAUUGAACCAAGUUUUCAAUGAUCGUGCUUACUUUACUGCCAGUGGUCCCCCUCGUCCUCAUCCAUUGCAUCCCCAUCACCUAGCAACAAAUGCUGCUUCGCAACCUCAUCAUUCGCAUCAUCCCGUGCAUCAACAAACUCAACAUCAACCACAGGUGGCAUCGAAUCAUCUGUCACCAUCAGAAAUGGAACUGCAACAUAAACAACAACACAAGCAACAACAGCAACAGAAGCAUCAAGUUUCACAUCAUAGACAUAAUGAGAAAUUGAUAGAUAAAGAGUCAAGGACUAAUGCUAGAGACUCUGUUAUAUCAUCUGCAUCAUCGUCAUCAUCAAAUAGAAAACCAGUUUUUAAUACAAGUACUUUUGCUCAGGAAUUCCAUGAAUCUGUGUUACAGUCAACGCAGCAUUCAAAAAUAGUUACCAGUCAUCCUAAUGAAAAAGCAGGUGAUCGUAAAGCUAUAACUCCUUCAACAAGUACGGCUCCUUCACUUCAGGGACGAUUGGAGAAUGGAGGUCUUAACAGUCAUAGACACAACCUCCCACCAUCUACGCCGUUAUCUUCUUCUUCUUCUUCAUCAGCGUCAUCUUCAUCAGCAGCAGCAGCAGCAGCAGCUACAACAGCAACACCAGCAUCUACAGCAAUGCAUUCCAGUUCAAUUGAACGUUUACAACAACUUGAAAGAGACAGUAUGGUUGCUAGGGACGGUGCUAUGCUACGAGAUAACCAUCUUAUGCUCAGAGAUGGUUUUCACCAUCCUCUCCAUCUGCCUCCUCCACCCCACCUUCCACAUCCUAGUGCAAUGAGAGAGAACCAUGAAGGAAGGGAACAUAUGUACAGGUGGCCGGGCCUUGAGGUUCUUAUGGAAGCAUAUCAAAGACAUGUAGCAGAGCAAAGUAUGGAGAGAGAGAUACUUCGAGAUCACAUGCUAAGACUACAAAACCAGAAUCAGGAUCUUAACAGGAUAGCUGAUCACCUUCGAAUGAGAAUGUCGGACUUGGGUCACUCACAACACGAGAUGGAAGAAGAACGACGUCGAUGUCAGGGUGCUCUUGACACGCUUAGAAAGUGCGUUAAGCAGAUCGUUUGAAUGCUCACUUGUUGAUUCCUGGGUAAAGCCAAGCUAAGAAAGCUGCCAUGACAUGAAAGGUUCACCUAUUUUCAUGCCCAUGGUUAUUAUAUACUCGCCCAGUAAGAAGUUGGAUGUUUUUAUACAAUGCUGUGGCUGCUGCCCGGACGUUUUAUUGUAAAAAGAACAUAAGAUGCUAUAUCAGCCACUGGGUAAAGUGAUUGGAGCACUGCCAUUGGUUGAAAAUGAUUUAACAUUCAGACAGUGAAACAAUUUGAGGAAAUAAUUUACCAACAAACAUUUACUGACUUUGAAGUUCCUCUCUAUAUUGAACCCUUUGAGGGCGCCCUUCUCUAUAGUUCAUCACUGCAAGUGUUUAGUUCUUUCAGAAUGCAGGGUUUUAAGGAAAGGCGCUUGAAAGCUUUAAUUUGUCAAAAAAAAUGCUGCAAAUAAACAAAUGUUGUGAUUCACUUUUGAAAAUAAAAUGCAAAUCAUGACUUUCGAAGAAAUAAUUGUGGAUAAUUCGGAAGUUUUUAUUGUGGAUGCGUUUAUUUUGUUGAUGGGACCAGAAUUGUAACAAAUUUUUUUUUAACUUAUUUAAAUGCAAAUAAAUGAAAUGUACACAUUGGGUAUUAUAUAAAUAUAGUGUCACAAGAGUAAGCUGUUGCAGAUGGCUAAUGAGGGGGGGGGGAUUUAUAGAUGUGACGAUGUUUAGAGAGAGACGUAGAAGCAAUACCGACAUACAAUGAAAUUUUUAGCAAGCAAGGUAAAAAAAUCAUGUCAAACUUUAAGAUACACAAAUCUUUUAUUGGAUUUACAUGCUUGUAGAUAUUUCCAUAAAAGUGAAAUAAAUGAUAAUUUAAAAACAAAAAAAAUAAGAUAACCAUUGUUUUGUAGAUAUUCAGUGAAUUGGUUGGAGUAGUAUUGUUAUUAUCCUGUGGAAUAUUCUAUUUGUUGCCUUAAUUUAUUGUCACUCUAAACUGGUGGAUAAAAAGACUUAUUUUCUAGAUUAGUAUUACUUUUUACUGUUAUUUAAAGCUUUAAGUAUUGGGACAAGAAAUUGUUGCACUUGUAUAGAGUGCCUUUUAAAGAUUGACAGAUUAAUAUUAAAGUUUUUUUUAUGUCCAA
Saccoglossus kowalevskii is the source of this 6378-nucleotide messenger RNA. Its product is annotated as genetic suppressor element 1-like. The record is from RefSeq and is a predicted model, not a curated record. NCBI's taxonomy places the organism in Eukaryota, Metazoa, Hemichordata, Enteropneusta, Harrimaniidae.